Gymnodraco acuticeps is the source of this 2736-nucleotide messenger RNA. RefSeq names its product prostaglandin E receptor 2b (subtype EP2) (gene ptger2b). The record is from RefSeq and is a predicted model, not a curated record. The transcript is spliced from 2 exons. Bases 63 to 1103 code for a protein of 346 amino acids. Gene Ontology annotation, biological process: positive regulation of cytosolic calcium ion concentration; inflammatory response; cellular response to prostaglandin E stimulus. Gene Ontology annotation, molecular function: prostaglandin E receptor activity. NCBI's taxonomy places the organism in Eukaryota, Metazoa, Chordata, Actinopteri, Perciformes, Bathydraconidae. Gene Ontology annotation, cellular component: plasma membrane.
GGAGCUCUGUGGUUGUGCGCUCUUCAAUUCACUGACACUGAUGUGUGGUUCUUUGAAAAUCUAUGGAAAAUUCUUUUUCAAAUCAUUCCAAAUGCCACGAGAUGGUGGACGUGGAGUUCGGGGAGCCCAUCACCUCUGCGCUGAUGUUCGCUGCCGGUGUCGUGGGUAACAUCGUGGCGCUGGUGCUGCUGGAGGUCCGGCGCAGGAAGACCAGCCCGUCCCUGUAUCACAUCCUGGUGACGGCGCUCCUCAUGACCGACCUGCUGGGCUCCUUCUCUGUCAGCCCUGUUGUUCUCACAGCCUAUGCCCGGGGGAAGACUCUGGUGGGGAUGAAUGCCGGCAAAGAGCUGUGCGCCUACUUUGGCUUCAGCAUGACUUUCCUGAGCCUCUCCACGCUCUCCAUUGUGAGCGUAAUAGCACUGGAGCGCUACCUCUCCAUUGGUCACCCUUAUUUUUACGAGAGGCACCUGAGCAAACUCCACGGUUACAUCACUGUGGCUCUCAUCUACCUGGGCAGCAUCCUGUUCUGCGUCGCUCCUUUUCUGGGUUUUGGAGAUUACGUACAGUACUGCCCGGGGACAUGGUGCUUCCUGGAGAUGAGCCACACGAAUAAAGGAAAGGAUCAAGUUUACAUCGGGUUGUAUGCGUCUUUCAUCCUCAUCGUGAUCACCAGCACGGUGGUGUGCAACAUAUCUGUCAUAUUCCACUUGGUGAUGAUGCAAAGGAAGCGCAAAGCGCGCCGGAGUGGAGAGUACGCGCGCUCCCGGUACCGCAGGUCUCUCUCCAUGUCAGAGGAAGUGGAGCAUCUAUUGCCGCUGGCUAUUAUCACUGUGGUCUUCAUCUGCUGCACCUUCCCUUUGGUGCUUAGAGUGUACAUAAACUUCACCAGCAGCCACACUGAAACAAGCCAUGCUAACCUCCGUGCCCUCCGUCUCCUGUCCUUCCACUCCAUCAUCAAUCCCUGGGUCUUCAUCAUCCCCUCCAUUGUGAGGAUCAUUUGGAGGAAGUUGCGCAAACCCGCAAAAGUCCUCGAUGAUCUGGGGGAAGACCCAUGCGUCAGUGACCGGGGGGGAGCCUUGCUGUGCAGUCACAGAACCACCUAAAUGAGUGGGACAGUGGACAUGGACGUGGAAAAGAUACACAAAGUUUCUGAGGCCUGUGGUGUAUUUCCGUCUGAGUGUGCCUGAAGGCAACCAACGGAACAGAGCAGGUCUUGUCACAGCUCAGACAAAGAUUGAUUGACAGGAUGUGCACUUGGGUUAAUUUGAGUUUUAGAUAACCCCAGCCGCUUUCCUGAGAAUAGACUUGUGGUGAAACACAUGACUGAAGUCAUCAGAGCGUUCUGUCAAUAAUUACACAGAAGUGUCCUUAUGUAUAAGAAAUAAAGUUGUUUGUCUUACAGUAAAAUAAUCAGCUUCAGGAAAUGAACAUGCAUAAGAUACAGAGUCAGGAAAUGAAUGUAGAUGAUGUCAGAAGGGUGAAGAACAUGAGCAAAUACACCUGGUACAUAGAGCCAAUUGUGGUCAAGGUGUAAUGAUGUAACACAAACAUCAGAUGAUCACUUUAAAGAUAAACCAAGUGUGAAGACUAAAGGUAGGUUUCCACACAGUGGUGAAGUGUCGACCAACCUCUGGCUGCUUUAAGCUGCGUUCACAUUAUAAACGGCUCUGCAGUGACUUUGCUGUUGUGUUUCUAUUUAAGUGUGCUUGUAGAGAAAGAAAAGAUUGUGAUGCAUCUUGAGAUAUAAGUUGAUCUAAUAUAUAAUAUGAUGUUGUUUCGGUCAUAUUGACCUGCUGUAUACUUAAAAUGCUUGUAUGUCAUUUCUGUGUAGUGCUUUUGAGGACUGCUGCAGUCUAGCAGAUUUAAUGCAGUUCCAUUUAUACUACAAAUGAAGUACCCUUUUACAUAGAUGUACCCAUCGGUCUGCCAUUUCAAGCAUGCACAUUUAGGUAUCACACUCUGUGUUACAUUGUUUGCCAGGAGUUAAACAUCUUUCAUUCUUGUUGUCUUUAUAUUCCUUUAAAGACAAAAUACACUCACGCUGUUGGUAACAGUGAAUGUUCACAAAGAACCUCUCUUCAAAACAAUCGUUUAGUAUGUUAUCUUUCUCCUCUUCUUUGCAAACAAGCUAGCGGUGCAUAUGCCACCAACUGAUCUUAACUGUGGACUGAAACAGCAGCAUGUGCAGUGAUUGCCUGUUUGAUGAUCAGAUGCUAUCCUUUCACAUGCUGCCCCGGAGCAAGUGGACCUAAAUGCAGGACACAUCAUCGUUCAGCAGAAAAUACUUUUAUUAGCAGAUAAUCCAUGCACAGCAGGCCAGGGCCGAACAGAACAGAGCUCUGAAUAAACAAGGACCCGAUAAACACUGACAAAAAAACACAACUAUACAAAAUACAUGAAGAACUAAUCACGAGACACAGCUGGGGAGGGCAGGCAAGACAGGAAAGCAGUAGGUGUAACGGUUCUGAUCAUCAAACAGGCGGGAAACACAGAGACAGAAACUACAAAGAGACAUAACUCAAGGGGUGACCAAAUCCAAAAUAUGUGACAUCAAAUUAUUAACCGGCCUUAAGGGUAAGCGACUGCCCAACUGUGUUUUACUGAAGUGGGUAAAAGGAAAGAGACUUGAUCAAUGUUAUUGGGCAGUUUUAUUUAUUUUUUAACCAGAUCACCUUAAGUAAAAAUGAUACUGUAUCUGUGUGAAAAACCGAUAAAAGGAGUAAAACAAUGAACCUC